Molecule: messenger RNA, 1059 nt
Organism: Sciurus carolinensis (gray squirrel)
Lineage: Eukaryota; Metazoa; Chordata; Mammalia; Rodentia; Sciuridae
Gene: Eva1b
Product: eva-1 homolog B
Exons: 3
Coding region: 173-664 (163 amino acids)
Source: RefSeq, a predicted model, not a curated record
CCCGCGCUGCCGUCGCUGGGAGCCGAGCCGGGCGGGGCGGCUGGGACCGGACCGGGCGGGAGCGGCCGGCCCGGGUGUAUGCGGCCGCCGGGACUGACGCCGGACCCGCCAGGGCCGGGCAGCCGGGAGUCGGGGCGCUGACGGCCGACAGGGGAGCUGCCCUCGGAGCAGCAUGGAUGCCCCCCGAAGGGACAUGGAGCUGCUCAGCAACAGCCUGGCGGCCUACGCACACAUCCGCGCUAACCCCGAGAGCUUUGGCCUCUACUUCGUGCUGGGCGUCUGCUUUGGCCUGCUGCUGACCCUGUGUCUACUGGUCAUCAGCAUCUCCUGCGCGCCCCGCCCGCGGCCCCGGGGUCCUGCUUCUCGCCGGGAUCCCCGCAGCAGCACAGUGGAGCCUGAGGACGAGGAGGAGGACGACGACGACACAGUGACGCGACUGGGCCCCGACGACACGCUGCCUGGCCCGGAGCUGUCUGUGGAGCCCGACGGACCCCUCAGCGUCAACGUCUUCACGUCUGCUGAGGAACUGGAACGCGCGCAGCGGCUGGAGGAGCGCGAGCGGAUCUUGCGCGAGAUCUGGCGCACCGGGCAGCCAGACCUACUGGGCACCGGCACACUGGGGCCCAGCUCUACCGGCACCUUGGGCCGCAUGCACUAUUACUGACGUCUUACCCGCGGACAGGCAACAGAGCCCAGAGCUGCCCUGGGUCCUUCGGACUGCCUCGCCCCCACAAAUUCCCCUGGUGCUAUUGAACAUGGGUCACUACCUUUUGAGAGGCACCCUUCCCGGGGCCGGGUGGGAGGAUGAUGCAAGGUCUCCACCUUCUCUCCUUAGGAAGCGAUGAAGAAGUGAAGUGACCAAUGAAAGCUGCAUUCUCAGUGACUCGGUCUCUCCCUCUGUUCCCCUUGCUCCUAGUGGUCCCCAGGACUGAGACCCAAUUCGACUCCUUUAUCAGACUGUACCACCUCUGUACACCCGCCAGACCAACAUGCUUGUGCCCACUUCACAGAUGGCAGAAAGAGGCACAAACACACCCCUGCUCCGCAUUCCGCAGUUUC